AUGGGCACCUCAUCCAGUUGGUCCUUUAGUCGCCGUAUACUAGGAAUGACCCAUUUGAAACUAACAGGAGCUCCUCUCUUACCCGAUCUCGAGACUCAACUAUUCGAUUCCUAUGUAUACGACCUCAAAUGGGACGGCAGUAGAGCAAAUCAUCAUGACAUUUUCGAUGUUUCCAACUUGCCAACUGCAGACUUCGCCAAAUAUCUCAUUAGUUCGGUCAAAUUUCAUUGCGGACAAUUACUCUACCUUUUUGACGAGGAUCGCUUUAUGCAAAAGCUUGAAAAUUUCUAUCGAGAUCCAGCAAAAGAGGCUCGCGCCUCGCCUCUAUGGUUCUGUCACUAUCUUUUUAUUCUGGCAUUCGGAAAGAUCUUUGUUCUCCAAUCAUCCAAAAAAGAAGGCCCCGCAGGGGUAGAGCAUUUUCUCCAAGCUAUGCAAUGCAUGCCGGAUCUUAAUUUCUUUGACGCUGAAGCAAUCGAAAAAAUACAAGUCCUGUGCUGUGGUGCAUUAUAUCUGCACUCAAUCCAUCACCGUCUCCCGGCUUACCAGAUGAUCGGGAACGCUCUUCGGGUAGCCCUGUGGAAAGGGAUGUACACUGAAAUGCACAGCAGCUGCCUUGAUGAAGAAUAUGUGCAGCGAUGUAAUCUCGCUUGGUGGACGGUCUACAUUCUCGAGCGUCGGAUGACUUCUCUAGUAGGGUUGCCAAUGGGAAUCUCCGAAGAGAGCAUCAGUGUUCGCUACCCUUCUAUCGUGACUCGAGACGAGACUUCGAAUGUCAUGGAUAUGCAAGUUAAACUAUGCCAGAUAUUGGCAAAGGUUGAUUUGACUGUAUAUGGCUCUGAAGGAAAAGUUGACAGUCGCUAUCUGAGCGCUACCCAGUCUGUCCUACGAGAUAUUGCCAAAGUUACCGAGCGAUUGAAUACCUCUUUUGACUUGUACACGAACGGAUCAAUGAGCGGCACUUCCCGAAUCUCGGCACACUUGCAUAUUUUGGAACAUCAGUGUAUCAUUCUCACCACGCGCCCGCUACUAUACAUUUUUCUGCAAUCCAAAUUGGGCCAAUCCGAUCCUGCCCUCUUAAAAUGGCUCCAGUCUGAGACUGUCAAGGCCCUUCUACACAUAUGCGUCGAGUCCGCUCAACAGAUUUUGAGAAUUCUAUCAAGUCUACUGGAGCAAGGAAUUCUGGAAACCUUUUUGCCCUUCGACAUGGACGCCGCAUCCACUUCCACAAUAUCUCUUUUGGUAGCCGCCGCAAUCGACCCAUCUCUCCUCAAAGACCAUUCACCAUGGUCGCAACGUGCACAUAAAAUAUUUGACCAGAUGAUACUGCGCGGCAACCACUCAGCCAAGUUGGUUCAGAUGGAGUUGAAGCAACUGGAUGACGAGCUGGCCCAAUUAGCAAUGAAAGGAGUGAUGGAAAAUGUUCUGCCGAGAGAUAACUAUUCCCAAUUUGUGGAAUAUGUCCCCCCGGUUGCAGCUAGUGGACAUAACUCCUUGGAGCUGGACUUCGAUGAAAGCUUUGGGCAACAUUAUGAGUUGAGCCCAGAUCAAAUGAUGGAAUUGGCCAACUCUCUAGAUCUCAACAGUCUGAGCUGGCCUCUUUCUUCUAUCCAUGAUAGCUCUGGCCUCGCGAUCUGA
Penicillium olsonii is the source of this 1635-nucleotide messenger RNA. The record is from the annotation of a GenBank genome assembly. Lineage: Eukaryota; Fungi; Ascomycota; Eurotiomycetes; Eurotiales; Aspergillaceae.